CUCUCACUCUGAGCGUGAACACUGAGAGUGGUGUGUGUUACUCUGGGAUGUUAGCUUGACAAUGUGAUUUCUACGUAUCAUAGUGUAUACAGACAGGAUUUAGGCUGCUCGGGAUUAAUAUUUUCAAACCAAGGUCAUUACCAUCACCAGCCUGAUCAACAAGUGCCAGAUUGAUUUUUCGUCUUUCGUUCUCAUCUUUUACCACGUGACCUGGAAUCAUACCAAGAUGUGGCAUAAUAAGCAGGAAGUCAUUCCUGUAGCUCGGAUAGUGAACCUCGUUUGUAGAGCUGGGAGUUUAUUUUUAAUUUUUUGUAACCCAUUGUGAAUAACGCGUGUGUAUUGUGUAUAAACUCUAACGCCUAGUAAAGUAACAUCUAACAUCUAUUUUAUCUAAAAAUCAUUGUGAUUUUGAUCCAGGAAACGUCAGCCCAUUACAAAGUGGUAAACAAUUGUUAACUUGACGUCAUUCUUCCUGUUGUCUAAAAUUGAAAUAUUGGCUUAUUGAGCAAUUCACGUAAUGACUUCGUUGUAAAUUUGAAGGAUAUCCACAAUUAUUUUCACUCAUCAGUACAUGUGUAUAUGAAUCUAAAACUGUUCACCAAUCCCCUUGGAUAACAUGUCUGUGACGGACUCAUUUUCAUAAAGGCAGAUGAGGUAUUUGUAGUUUUCUGACAACUGCAAAAAAGGUUGUUUGUUUACCAGCUUCAUUCAGUGUGAGGUUUUUGCCCAUGGCGCAUUCUGCAACUAUGCCGACUAAAAAUGACGUCAUGUUGGACUCUUUUGAGCGGGAAAAUCCUUACUGUACCACAGAGGAUAUUAUAAGGUUUAGGAAAAGUGGUCAGGUCAAGGAAGGAAUCAAACAUUUAAAGGAAAAAUACGAUUCUGUAUCAAAAUUCGGGCCACAAACAGCAGUGAAUGGCUCUGCAACAGAAGAUCAGUCGGCGGUGAAAAGACGGGAAAAUCCUACCAUAAAAGUUACAGAAGCGGCACAGUCUUCGUCACAAAGUUACCGGCCAGUGAGUUUCACAGAGGGUGUCACUGAACAGGACAUUCUACAAGUUGAUACCUUCUUCAAAAGUCACAAAACUGAGGUGGUGGUUUGUAAUUGUCUGGCCAAUUUAUACUUCGGUAAAGUCAUGGGCGGGAAGGAUCAUUGGAAAUUUACUAUGACCGGAAUACCUGUUCUUGUACUCGACACCGGUGAGCACCAUCGAAAGAGAAGAUUACAGAUUGUGUUAGCAGAAAAAGGUACCGGCUUUGUUUUAUGGAAAAAUAAAGUAGAUCAUUUAACGGAUUAUUCCGCCCCUCAUACGAACUUCCAUACGCUUCAUCUCAUGACAGACCACACACGACUAGCAGGUCUCAGUUUCGACGACGGAGGUGCGGCGACCGAGUUCUACAACGCGCUCCAAAAGGUGACUUCCGAUCCCAGUGAUGAACUCUUCAAUAUUAGCAAAUCAAAGAAAAAGAAAAAGUCACAAAACAAAAGUAAACAAAAGUUUAAAGCUCCGAAGAAAACAGAGAUUUCACAACCAUGUUGCUUUGUACACGUUACAAAACUUGAGAAACCAUUGAACGAACUUUCGUUGGUUUCCGGUCCGAUGGGUUUCGAACAUUCUACAAAGGCUCCCGAGGAGGAGCGAGAGGAAAAUGAAAUGUCUAGUCGAGCUGGUAGCAAACUCACACUGACAAGUGACAGUACAAGUUCCGGUAUAUCGGAGGACAUUCGGUCGACUGACCAGUGACACUCCGUGGGACGUUUUUGUUAUUCAAUUGUUUGAGGUAGACAUCUGUUAUUUUAGUUGAUAUGUUUAUGGUGCUAAUUGACUCGCGUCACUACGACGUUUGCAACGUACAGUUCCAAACGACAAGCGUUUCAGUGAUACAAACUUAUGCUAAUGAUUGUUAUUUAGACGUUUUCAUACCCUUUACAAACCCAUUUCCAGCAUGCCUUGUAUAUGUUAUACGUUCAUCAAUUGUUUUCGUAUGUCCUAAUGUAGAAUACUUAUCUAACAACAUACACAAUGCAAUAUUACUGCAAAUCUAUUAUUUUCCAUGAACACUUGAAUUGAAAUUGAAAUUACGAAAUGAUACCGUUGACCAUGUUUAGAUUAUAUAUGUAUAUGGAAUUCAUUGUUCAAAACGAUACCAUCUUUAGAUUAAUUUUUCAAGAUCAGUCGAAUCUCAAAGAUACUUCAUCUGAUUGUUUAUACAAUAUAUUGAAUGAAGUUGAUUGAGUGAAAAUAUUAGAUUUGCAUAUUUAACCUGAUGUAAUACUGGUCAUUAUCAAUAGAUAUUCAGCUUUCGCCUUUCAGCGUCAUUUUGUGUAAUCGUAUGCGUAGCAGUGUUGGUCUGAGUCGGUCGUCAAGGACCAGUGUUAUCAUCAUCUAGAGUUAGAAAGGUCCCCCCAUUCCCCCAACCCCAAAUCAAAUAAACUCCGCCUAAGACGACGAAAGGUAGCAUGGCUUGUCUAAGUCAAUUCUCGGUGAUCAGACAUAGUGAAGUUGACCAGAGAAUCUAUCUCGAGGGACUCGUACAACUAAACUUUAUGUCAUUUCUGGCAAUGAUCAACACAAAUGACUCCGGUAAAAGGCAACAAAUCCCGUAACUAGAUGGUUUAACUGACAAAGUCUUCAGAUGUCAUCAACCGAAGUUCACAUUUGAAAGUUAUGACCCAAACCAGGAAAGUGAACACCGCCGAGAUCCCCGAUGUGUUUCCUGUCGACGUCAUCAUAAAUCAUUAAAAGAUUAAACAAAGGGACUUCCUAUGUGUUCAUUACUGUAAAGGUCAAAGGUCACUAUUUCCGAGUGUUUUAAUGUAUUUUACUGUUUUCGAGGACGGAUUGAAUUCACCAACAAUAGAUUCCUUGACAAUAAUGAAACCUAUAGGCUUCAUGAAAAUCGAGUUCAUCUAAAAAUAAAUCAAUUUGACCUCGAAUUGUUGGCAAAAUCGCGAAUAUUUUAACCAUCGAAAAAAAAACAGUCGGGACAGCUUUUUUUUCGUUAGGUGGUUUAGUUGCGCGAGUCCUUUGGAGGUAGUCGAUCGAAUCCUGGUUUAGCUGGCUACAGUUCUGACAGGAGUGAUGUAAAUGAUCGGUUUUGGAAGGGAAGCAUUGAGGGACACGGAGUUUUAACUCAGCUUGAUUAAAACUAUUUACGUGUUUAUUGGAGUUGCAAUUUAACACUACAAUACUUAAUAAUACUUCAACUCGACAUCAAUUUGUGUCACGUUAUAACCACCAUGAAAUUGUCAUUGUUUCAAUUAAUUGUUAAACAAAUACUGUCCUUCCAAAUAUUUCCUUAACAGACAAUAAAGAAUGAUUAUAUUUUUACCUGGUACAAGGAAACUGCUUCAGCUUGUAAACUUUCCUUUAAUAAAUACUGAAUUUAG
Molecule: messenger RNA, 3391 nt
Organism: Ylistrum balloti
Lineage: Eukaryota; Metazoa; Mollusca; Bivalvia; Pectinida; Pectinidae
Exons: 2
Coding region: 729-1745 (338 amino acids)
Biological process (GO): regulation of transcription by RNA polymerase II
Cellular component (GO): nucleus
Molecular function (GO): DNA-binding transcription factor activity, RNA polymerase II-specific; RNA polymerase II cis-regulatory region sequence-specific DNA binding
Source: RefSeq, a predicted model, not a curated record